This is a messenger RNA of Lodderomyces elongisporus, 1191 nucleotides long. RefSeq names its product aminophospholipid translocase regulatory protein (gene CDC50). Gene Ontology annotation, cellular component: endoplasmic reticulum; Golgi apparatus; plasma membrane. Lineage: Eukaryota; Fungi; Ascomycota; Pichiomycetes; Serinales; Debaryomycetaceae. The coding region runs from base 1 to 1191 and encodes 396 amino acids. The transcript has a single exon. The record is from RefSeq and is a predicted model, not a curated record.
AUGAAUUUCCUUCGAAGAAGGAGGCAAUCGACUUCAUCUGAUGACGAUGUAUCACUCAAUGACCAAUCGCAGAUUCACAAGUCGCGUAAACCACCAAACACUGCGUUUCGCCAACAGAGAUUGAAAGCAUGGCAGCCAAUAUUGACCCCCAAAUCUGUGAUUCCAUUUCUAAUAGUAUUGGCUGUUAUUUUUGCACCUUUGGGUAUAGCUAUUAUUUUCACAACUUAUAACGUGCAAGAGUUGAAUAUCGACUAUUCCCAUUGCGAUCGACAGAGUGAUGAGUUUACAUCUAUCCCCAGCAAGUAUACUGGCUCGCAUUUCGAUGGUAGUACGAAACCUGAUUUUAAAUGGAAGUUGGAAAAUAUAACAGAUGGCGAUGAUAUAACUUCGAGAUGUGUGAUUCAGUUUAAUGUUCCAGACUUGAAGCCUCCAUUGUACUUGUACUAUAAACUUACCAACUUCUUUCAAAACCAUAGGAAAUAUGUUGAGAGUUAUGACUUGGACCAGUUGGCAGGCAAAGCAUUAUCUAGUGACGAUGUGACCGAUAACUGUAAGCCAUUAAAACAUAGAGAGUAUAACGGUGAACAGAAAUUGAUUUAUCCAUGUGGACUUAUUGCCAACUCGUAUUUCAAUGAUACAAUCUACCUGCCGGUUUUGCUCAACGCGAGAAACGGUGAGAACAAUGAAACGUAUACAUUCUCCGACCAAGGUAUAUCGUGGUCUUCAGAUCGCAACCACAAGUUCAAAAAGACCAAGUACUCGCCAGAUGAAGUGGUGCCGCCACCGAAUUGGGACAAGAUGUUCCCCGAUGGAUACAAUGAUACAAAUAUGCCCGAUGUGCAGAAAUGGGAGCACUUGCAAAAUUGGAUGAGAACAGCGGCGUUGCCAAACUUUUACAAACUAUAUGGACAAAAUACAACUCAACUGAUGAGUUCAGGUACAUACCAAAUCAGCAUUGAUAUGAACUACCCGGUAGAGAUUUUCGGUGGGUCAAAGAGUGUAGUGAUUACUACUAAUUCGAUUUUUGGCGGGCGCAAUGUUAGUUUAGGUGUCAUAUAUAUUAUUGUUGCUGUCAUUUGUCUUGUGUUGGGUAUUGGCUUCCUCUUGCAAGUGUUGAUCAAGCCACGCAAACUUGGUGAUCACAAUUAUCUUCAAGAGGGAGAGAUGGCCACCUACAGAGAUCAGCUUUAG